AUGGAAGAAAUUAUUGGUAAACUAAGAACCCAAGAAAGCAUCACGCAUAAAAUAGUAGAGAACCAGACGUCAGUUCUGGAUACCACCAUCAACAUUAUGCGGAGGACGACGAUCGAAACGCAGAAGAGGAUGCAGGACCUAGAAGUCAGCCUGUCCAGAAUCAAGGUGAGAAGCCAUGCGGCUGAUCGGUAUCUGCCACAUGCAGUUUCAGAGUUGGUCGUCGUGGCAAGUCACAUUCGUCGAGUCCAGGAUGCUGUAUUAAAUGUGCUAAUCGGGGCACACGAAGGAAAAUUGAGCCCUGCAUUGGUGUCGGUAGAACAAGUGAAACAGGUGAUCACAAAAAUACAAACACACCUUCCACCGGGAAGACGAUUACCCAUCACAAGUAAGACAGCACGAGACUUAUAUCGACUGGCGACCACAAGGGUACAAGAAACCGAGGACUUACUAAUGUUCCAUACGAGUGUUCCAUUAGUCGAAGAAGGCGAAUUCACAGUAUAUCGGAUGGAGUCAAUUCCACAAAUAACGAGAGAAGUCCUGGUGAUAACCAAGACGGAAACAAAAUAUCUAGCAGUCGAUGAUCAUCGGAAACACCACUUUGCGAUCAAUCAAGAAUACCUCAGUCAGUGUAUCAGCGGGACGAACGGAAAUAAGGUAUGCGAGUUUAAGCAAACACUAUUGGGCCCGGACGCCCAUCAACUCCCUUGUACGAUGGCGGCACUAUCAAGACAUCGGGCAAGGGAAUGUAAGCCAGAACCAAUCAAGGGGACCAGUUAUUGGGUUCAAUUAACAGAGCAGAAUGCAUGGAUCUUUGGGACAACGAAGCCAAUAACAAUGACCUAUGUAUGCUCGGACGAAAAAGAUCAAAUCAUCAUCGACGGCGUAGGCAAGCUGACAAUCAGGCAAGAUUGUGUGAUCCAAAGCCCGACCAUUACAUUGUUGGGGCGGGCGCAGUUUAACUCAUCAGGAACAAUAAGGAUGUCAGGAAGUUACGUUCACGAGUGGCCAUCACAUGAAAAAAUAAGGACAACAGAAGGACAGUUGGAAGCAACAUUAGAUCAGCUAGACCAUCUACAUGCAGAGGUGCAGGGGCUAAAAACAUGGACAAAGCAAGCACAGGAAGAGGUGGACAACGAGGCAGACUGGAAUCUGGUUCAUCAAUAUUCCGGAGUAAUAAUGUCAGGAGUAGCAAUCCUCAUAGCCGCAUGGGCAGGGUACACGCGGUGUGCCCGGAAGGACACCUCAGCAACCCAUCACCGGAGGACGACAAUAACCCAAGGAGAAGAAUUCCAGCUGGUCGAACAACGACCCGGGCUGGACAUGUUGGCAAGAGAUGGACACCACAAGAGGACACCACGGCCAAACGGUCGAAACUGGACAAUAAUGAGAUCGCGAUUCUCCAUUCCCAGAGAGGCGGGGGUACCGCGGCGAGGAAGAAUGCGGCCAUAG
This is a messenger RNA of Drosophila ananassae, 1449 nucleotides long. RefSeq lists its product as uncharacterized. Lineage: Eukaryota; Metazoa; Arthropoda; Insecta; Diptera; Drosophilidae. The record is from RefSeq and is a predicted model, not a curated record. Bases 1 to 1449 code for a protein of 482 amino acids. The transcript has a single exon.